UUUUUACACAGCACAUGUCGUUUAUGAAUGAAGCCUGAAUGAAAGAAGAAAUUAAGGGAAAAUAAGGUAGGGAAAACCACUCAAAAGACAUUGAAUAGUGGAAAUUCUUGCCCUCUCUCUCCCCCGCCAUGAAGUUACCUGAAGCACCAUAUGUUAUUUGUACUUACUGACAGAUUUGUGGAUAAAAGCAGACAAUGGCAGACAGCCAUGAUAUGACCAUCAACCUAGUUGUCCUUGGAAAAGCUCAGGCUGGCAAAAGUGCUGCUGGGAACAGCCUGUUGGGCAGCUCAGACUUUGAGAGUCGUCUCUCACCCAGCUGUGUGACCACGCGCUGCAGCCUCGGACGCAGCGGCCGCAUUUUGGGGCUCAUACGGAGAAAUGGCUGUGAGUCGGCUCUCCGUGUUCGAGUUCUGGACACUCCAAGCUACCCUCACAGUGCUCUGAGCAAAGAGCAAGUGAGAGACAUGGUGAGAGCAGCCCUGGCUCAGCACUUCGGGGAGGAAGGCCUGCACUUGGCUCUCUUGGUCCUGAGGGCUGACCUGCCCCUGUGUCCAGAUGAAAGCAAUGACACACUUCAGCUCAUCCAGGAACUUCUGGGGCCCACAUGGAAGGAUUUCACUGCAGUUCUACUUACUCAUGCGGACAAGGCAGAAGAGGCUGGAUACAACGAGGAAACAUACUUGCACAGUGCCUCAAGUACCCUGUUGUCACUUUUGAGCUCAGUACAGCAUAAAUACAUUUUCCUAGACAACCACAACAGCAUCAUUAAAGAGGAAAGAAAUAUUGUCUUAAGAAAGCUCUUAAAUUUUAUACAAAAAAAUAAAUAUCAAGUAUUACUUAAACACACCAAGGAAUAA
Molecule: messenger RNA, 857 nt
Organism: Ficedula albicollis (Collared flycatcher)
Lineage: Eukaryota; Metazoa; Chordata; Aves; Passeriformes; Muscicapidae
Gene: GIMD1
Product: GIMAP family P-loop NTPase domain containing 1
Exons: 3
Coding region: 195-857 (220 amino acids)
Molecular function (GO): GTP binding
Source: RefSeq, a predicted model, not a curated record